This is a messenger RNA of Australozyma saopauloensis, 1887 nucleotides long. RefSeq names its product DEAD-box ATP-dependent RNA helicase (gene DED1). The transcript has a single exon. The record is from RefSeq and is a predicted model, not a curated record. Lineage: Eukaryota; Fungi; Ascomycota; Pichiomycetes; Serinales; Metschnikowiaceae. Gene Ontology annotation, cellular component: nucleus. The coding region runs from base 1 to 1887 and encodes 628 amino acids. Gene Ontology annotation, molecular function: RNA helicase activity; ATP binding; RNA binding.
AUGACUGACUUAUCUCAACAAAUGAACAACCUUUCGGUGUCGGGCAACGGCGAGUCCUCUCGCUCCCAGUACGUCCCUCCUCAUCUCAGAGGCAGAAAGGGUGGCGCUGGUGGCUCUAGCAACUCCGACUCCGGUGAGGGCAGAAGCAACGGCGGCUACAACAACAACUCCCGUCGCGACUUUGGUGGCUCUGGUUUCGGAGGCAACAACCGUAGUGGCUUCGGAGGCUCCGGCUUCGGAGGUGGAUACAACAGAGACCGUAACGGUGGCGGUGCUCGUGCUGGUGUUGGUAGAUGGGCCGACGGAAAGCACCAACCUGCUCCUAAGAACGAGCGCAUGGAGCUCGAGCUCUUCGGUGUUGCCGAGGACUCUUCUUUCCAAUCUUCCGGUAUCAACUUCGACAACUACGACGAUAUUCCUGUUGAGGCUACCGGUGACGAUGUCCCAGAGCCCAUCACCUCUUUCGAGACUCCUCCAUUGGCUGACUUGUUGGUGGAGAACAUUGUCUUGUCCAGAUUCACCAAGCCAACCCCAGUCCAGAAGUACUCCGUUCCUAUUGUCGCUGGUGGCAGAGACUUGAUGGCUUGUGCCCAGACUGGUUCCGGUAAGACUGGUGGUUUCUUGUUCCCAGUCUUGUCUGAGUGUUACAUCAAUGGCCCAGCCCCAAGACCUCAAACUGGUCACUUCACUGCCAACAUGGUGUUCCCAACUGUCUUGAUCAUGGCUCCAACCAGAGAGUUGGUGUCCCAAAUCUACGACGAGGCCAGAAAGUUCUGUUACAGAUCUUGGGUCCGCCCUGGUGUCGCCUACGGUGGUGUUGACAUCGGACAACAAAUCAGAACCUUGCAAAGAGGAUGCGAUUUGUUGGUCGCCGCUCCAGGUCGUUUGACUGACUUGUUGGAGAGAGGCAAGGUCUCCUUGCAAAACGUCAAAUACUUGGUCUUGGACGAAGCCGACAGAAUGUUGGAUAUGGGUUUCGAGCCUCAAAUCAGACACAUUGUCCAGGAGUGUGACAUGCCAGAUGUUCAAGACAGACAAACCUUGAUGUUCUCGGCCACCUUCCCAAGAAACAUCCAAAUGUUGGCCAGAGACUUCUUGAAGGACUACAUCUUCUUGUCCGUCGGUAGAGUUGGUUCUACUUCUUCUAACAUUACUCAAAAGAUUUUGUUGGUUGAGGACGACGAGAAGAGAUCCGUCAUCUUGGACUUGUUAAAUGCUGGUGACAAGGAGCUUACGAUUGUUUUCACUGAAACCAAGAGAAUGGCCGACUACUUGGCCGACUUCUUGUAUGAUCAAGGCUUCCCAGCUACCGCCAUCCACGGUAACAGAACCCAAUACGAGAGAGAGAAGGCUCUUGCCGCUUUCAAGAAUGGUUCUGCUCCUAUCUUGGUGGCUACUGCCGUCGCUGCCAGAGGUUUGGAUAUUCCUAACGUUCAGCACGUCAUCAACUAUGACUUGCCAAAUGACAUCGACGACUACGUUCACAGAAUUGGUCGUACAGGACGUGCUGGUAAUGUCGGUGUCGCCACCUCUUUCUUUAACAGAAACAACAGAAACAUUGUUAAGGACAUGAUCUCUUUGUUGGCCGAGGCUGACCAAGAGGUUCCAGACUUCUUGGCCAAGAUUUCCAGAGAGUCUUCUUUCGGCCGUGGCGGCAUGGGUGGCCGUGGUCGCGCCGGUGGAAUGGGCAGCCGUAUGGGCGGUGGUGGCGCCUCCAAGGACUUCAGAAGACAAGGUGGCGGCGGAUUCGGUGCCUCUUCUCAAAGCUCUUGGGGCUCCAGCAACGGUGCUAGUGCCGGUGGCAGAAGCGAUUUUGGUGGUAGCUCCAGAAGUGGAGGCUACUCCCAGGAUUACGGUAACCAAUCCCAAAGUGCCUCGUGGUGGUAA